GAAAUUGAAGGAUAAACCAGAAACGGGGGCACUUGUUUCGCCCACGGACGCUUUCAGCCAUCAUUCAAUGCUCUAUCAAACUCUUCCCCUUUUCUUCCCUUUGAAACCUUCAACCGCUUCCCUCACCCCUCUUUCUCUUCCUCCUUUGUUUCUGAAACUGCAGCCUCUCCUCCUCCUCUGUCUCAUCUCUUCCCUUUCUAUCCCUCGUCUUCUCAACCUCAGGUAUAUUAAUCAAAUUUUUUCUACAAUAGUAUAUUAUUAACGAAUUUACCUUCUGUUCCUUCUUUAUGAAAAUUGUUCAUUUCUAUCUCACAAAUACAAAUUGUUGGUUUUUUUAAAAACCAUGAAAAAAUCAGAAAUGGAUUGCGUCGAAGCAAGAGCAUUAAAAGGUAGUUUUCGACCAGAGUGUAUGGCGGCCUUCAUGAAAUCCUCUCAGCAACCGUUCCUUGAUGAUGUCUGGUUUGUAAAUGUGCCGAACGGAGUCUCCGGCGACGAUUUGUUUGUGGACGAACUACUGGACUUCUCCAACGACGACGUUGAAGAGGGCCCUGCUCAAGAACAGGAAGCAGAGAAGCGCUGCGCCUCUGUUUCUUCCCAAGAAGAACAACCCUUCCAAGAUAAUUCCAACGCUACCAGUUUUUCCAUUUCCGAACUCAGCGUUCCGGCGGACGAUUUAGCAGACCUGGAAUGGUUAUCUCAUUUCGUGGAGGAUUCUUUCUCGGAAUUCUCCGUAGCAUAUCCAUCCUCCUCAAGCCUCAUGGAGAAAACAGAGAAUGGAAAUCAGACCCGGCCUACACCGGAAACGGUGACGGAAACGGUGAAAACCCCUUGUUUCCCGGCACCGGUCCCGUGCAAAGCCAGGAGUAAGCGUUCCAGAACAGGCGGCCGAGUAUGGUCCCUGGGGUCGCUUUCUUUUACCGAGUCGUCCUGCACGUCUUCAUCGUCUAUUUCUUCGACGACGACUUCGUCAUCAUCUUCUUCCACAUCACCAUUUGUCUUCGUUGAAAGUGGGCAUAACAUUGACAUGUUUUACUAUCUUGGGAAACCACCGGCUAAGAAACAGAAAAAGAAGAAGAAUAAAUUGGUGGCGGAGGCCGGCGGAAGCCGCCAAGAAGAAGAAGACGAAGAUGGAGAGCCAAGGAAGUGCAGUCAUUGUCAUGUCCAGAAGACCCCUCAGUGGAGAACGGGUCCUUUGGGGGCAAAAACACUUUGUAACGCUUGUGGGGUUCGCUACAAAUCUGGUCGUUUAUUGCCAGAAUAUCGUCCGGCUUGUAGUCCUACUUUCUCCAGCGAUGUCCAUUCUAACAACCAUCGGAAAGUUUUGGAGAUGCGGCGGAAAAAAGAGAUAGAUUCGCCGGAACCAGACGUGGCUCCGGCUGUCCAAAGCUUCUGAAUUUCACGCUUUAGAGUUGAGACAAACUCCAUUAAUGGUUGCGGGAGGUGGGGGGACAUAGACCGGCAGGUAAUGUUUCCGGUUGAACCAUUCCGAGUGGGUGCAGAGGAACGGGUUCAAAUGUAAAAUUUUUAAACUUUUUGGUAGUUAGUGGGUGGGUGGGAGUAGGUUUUUGUAGCCAUGUAAUGUAAUGGCCCAACGGGCUCCAGUUUGGGUAGUUUUCGUGUUAGGAAGCUUUCUCUUCUUUCCAGAAGAGAUAAGAGUGGAAAGGUUUUUAAGGUGGCAUUUAUUUAUUUACUAUUAUUUUUCCCUCCAA
Messenger RNA from Macadamia integrifolia, 1709 nucleotides. RefSeq names its product GATA transcription factor 5-like. The coding region runs from base 344 to 1393 and encodes 349 amino acids. The record is from RefSeq and is a predicted model, not a curated record. Lineage: Eukaryota; Viridiplantae; Streptophyta; Magnoliopsida; Proteales; Proteaceae. Gene Ontology annotation, biological process: positive regulation of DNA-templated transcription. The transcript has 2 exons. Gene Ontology annotation, molecular function: sequence-specific DNA binding; zinc ion binding. Gene Ontology annotation, cellular component: nucleus.